GUCGCUCGGAUGCACGCAGAUGCAACAACAGGCGUUAAGCAUUGAGCAGGUGUCGGCGCUUCCCGAGUGCUGCAUCUGUCUGGAUGAGUUCACCAGCCCCGCCUCGCUCCCCUGCGGACACCGCUUCUGCCUCGAAUGCAUCGGAGAAUACUGGAGGAUCCACGAGGCCUGCCAGUGCCCGCUCUGCAAGGCGGUCUUCCCCAUCAGGCCGCGCCUCAAGACCCACUCGACGGCUCAGCCUCAGGGCCCCGCCGCGCCUUUAAAGGCGGGCGAGGUUCCCUGCGACCUCUGCCCCUCCAAGCGUCCGGCGGUCAAGUCCUGCCUGGUGUGCCUGGCUUCCUACUGCGGAGAUCACCUGGAGCCGCACUACCAGGACGAAGAGCUAGGGCGCCACCUCCUGAUUAGUGUGGUGAAGAACCUGGAGGACUCUGUGUGCAGCCUGCACGGGAAACAGCUGGAGAGGUUUUGCAGGAGCGACCAGACUUGCGUUUGUGCCAUGUGUGCCCAGACAGAGCACAGAGGACACCACAUCAUAUCCAUCGGCAACGAGGCUGCAAAGAAGAAGGUCAGACUAAAACGCAGACGGAUGAAACUUCAGCGAAUGAUUGACGAGAGACUGACUGAAGUGAAGAAGCUGGAGCUGUCUCGGUGCCUUCACAGUGCCUUCUGA
Molecule: messenger RNA, 670 nt
Organism: Salarias fasciatus (jewelled blenny)
Lineage: Eukaryota; Metazoa; Chordata; Actinopteri; Blenniiformes; Blenniidae
Product: E3 ubiquitin-protein ligase TRIM47-like
Exons: 3
Coding region: 20-670 (216 amino acids)
Molecular function (GO): zinc ion binding
Source: RefSeq, a predicted model, not a curated record